This is a messenger RNA of Vicia villosa (hairy vetch), 742 nucleotides long. RefSeq names its product NAD(P)H-quinone oxidoreductase subunit 1, chloroplastic. Gene Ontology annotation, cellular component: membrane. Lineage: Eukaryota; Viridiplantae; Streptophyta; Magnoliopsida; Fabales; Fabaceae. Gene Ontology annotation, molecular function: NADH dehydrogenase activity. The transcript has a single exon. Gene Ontology annotation, biological process: aerobic respiration. The coding region runs from base 81 to 647 and encodes 188 amino acids. The record is from RefSeq and is a predicted model, not a curated record.
AGUUAAAAGAAUGAAAUUGGCUGAUAUUAUGACAAUACUAGAUAGCAUAGAUAUCAUUAUGGGAGAAGUUGAUCGUUGAAAUGAUAAUUGAUACAAUGGAAGUCCAGGAUAUAAACUGCUUUUAUGGAUUGAAAUCUUUCAAAGAGGUCUAUGGAAUUCUAUGGAUACUUGUACCAAUUUUGAUUCUUGUCUUGGGAAUCACAAUAAGUGUACUAGCAAUUGUAUGGUUAGAAAGAGAAAUAUCUGCGGGGGUACAACAGCGUAUUGGACCUGAAUACGCCGGUCCUUUUGGAAUUCUUCAAGCUGUAGCAGACGGAACAAAACUACUAUUCAAAGAGAAUCUUAUUCCAUCUAGGGGAGAUAUUCGUUUAUUCAGUAUCGGACCAUCCAUAUCAGUCAUAUCAAUUCUAAUAAGUUAUUCAGUAAUUCCCUUUGGCUAUAACUUUGUUUUAUCUGAUUUCAAUAUAGGUGUUUUUUUAUGGAUUGCUAUUUCGAGUAUUGCUCCCAUUGGACUUCUUAUGUCAGGAUAUGGCUCUAAUAAAAAAUAUUCCUUUUUGGGUGGUCUACGAGCUGCUGCUCAAUCGAUUAGUUAUGAAAUACCAUUAACUCUAUGUGUCUUAUCAAUAUCUCUACGUGCGAUUCGUUGAAACCCAAAAACCUAUUUGAUGCUAUUGAUAUGCUCCUCUCUUUAUAGUACUAUAUAGGAAAGGAGGCGAAUAAAUUGAAUAGAAAACUUCAUUAA